Messenger RNA from Beta vulgaris subsp. vulgaris (sugar beet), 1708 nucleotides. Its product is annotated as GDSL esterase/lipase At4g18970. Lineage: Eukaryota; Viridiplantae; Streptophyta; Magnoliopsida; Caryophyllales; Amaranthaceae. Gene Ontology annotation, molecular function: hydrolase activity, acting on ester bonds. Bases 279 to 1349 code for a protein of 356 amino acids. The transcript has 6 exons. The record is from RefSeq and is a predicted model, not a curated record.
UAGCUUCGUUCCUAACACCACCCCCCCAACUUAUAUCCCCUCCCAAGUCCCAUCCAUGAGAUGAACUCCCUUAAUUAGUCCAACUUGUCUCAGUUUACCAUUCACCAUGUGCAAAAUAUGUUCACAAACAGUAAUUGGCAAAACAAAAUCAGAGGAGGUCCCGCGUUUCUUUGUUCUCAAGCGUCCAAUUGUUAUUUGUCGUCUGGUUUUAUGUGGAGGAGGAAGAUUAUCUAAUAGUAGAUAUUGCCAAAUUCCACUUCUAACCAAAACCAACCACCAUGCUUAGGGCAGUGACACUUCUUGUGCUACUGAUUACCACUACCAUCACAACAAUGGUGCGUUGUGAACCACAAGUACCAUGCUACUUCAUAUUCGGAGACUCUUUGUGCGACGCCGGUAACAACAACGACCUUGUCACGAAAGCCAAAGCCAAUUAUCCACCGUAUGGCAUUGAUUUCCCGGGAGGAGUAGCCACUGGAAGGUUCUCCAAUGGUCGAAAUUUUGCCGAUAGAAUCACUGAACUUUUGGGAUUCGACGAGUACAUUCCACCAUACAGCACUGCAAAAGGAAAAGAAAUACUUAAGGGUGUAAAUUAUGCUUCUGGGGCGGCUGGAAUUCGCUCUGAAACUGGAAAACAUUUAGGUGAAAGAAUCAGCUUGGAUCAACAGAUACAAAACCACGCAAUGACAGUAGCAAAAUUUGCUUGGUAUGGGCCUAAGAAAGUGCGAAACCUAGGAAAGUGCUUAUACACUGUCAACAUGGGAAGCAACGAUUACAUCAACAAUUAUUUUAUGCCACAACACUACACUUCAAGCUCGAUCUACUCCCCUGCUGAAUACGCCGAAGCACUCAUUCGUCAAUAUGCUGCUCAACUCAAGAGAUUGUAUUUUCUUGGAGCAAGAAAGAUGGCUGUGUUUGGACUUGGUCUAAUUGGGUGCAGUCUAGGUGAAAUAUACACCUUUGGCACAAAUGGUUCCCUGUGCGUAGACAAGAUUAAUGCUGCUGUUCAACCUUUCAACCAAAGGCUCGUUAAGCUGGUCGAUGAUCUAAAUAACAAGCUUCCUGGAGCACAAUUUACUUAUAUUGCUAGCUCAUCAAAUACUGACACAGGUUCUGCGGUAGCUAAUGCUACUUGUUGUGAAGUAAGGGAUGAUUAUCAAUGUAUACAAUCCAAUAAAAUUUGUGAAGGCCGAAACAAUUACAUAUUCUGGGAUGGUUUUCAUACUACCGAGGUGGUGAACGUAAUCACUGGAGAAACUGCAUAUAGUGCUCCUGAUUCAAACAAUGUACAUCCCGUUGAUAUCAGAACUCUGGUGUCUAGUGAUAAAUGCAUGAUAAAGGAACUGUAAUCACGUUCUGCUGAUCUAAGGUGAUUUCUUUGCUCAUGGCUCAUUUGUACGUAGAGCUCUAAAUAAGAAAAAAAACAAGCUAGGAAUGCGAAAAAAAUAGCUCUAGGUGUACAAUACAGCAAAGUGUAUGGUAUUGGUUUUGGCGUUGUUCUUGUAAUCGUUGUUAAUUACGUCCUAAAAUAAGUAUUUAGAUAUAUUGUGCUUUGUAUCCUAAAAACAUGUUCCCAGGCACGGUGGCAGUUAUUAGAAGUUUGAGUUCGAAGUGUGUUAGUGGAUAUGAUAGUUCACUAGCUACUUGUAUAAUGCGUUGUAUGUUGAAACUCAGUGUCUUAAGACUUAAAUAAAGUGUUAUUUCUAAA